GGCUCUGAAUUAAUAGGCAAUGACAAGACAUUGUCAACUGUAACAUCAAAUAUUGUUUCUGAACCUGAAGAAAUUGAAAAUGAUAUUGUACUUGAUUUUAUAGAACUAAACGAUAGUUCUGGGCCUAUACGUAUUACUUUAAAAGAUGAUGGUUCUACACCUCGUCGGACAAGCUCACUUCCUCAAAACUCGCCGGAUUCUAUACAAGGUCAUAUGUCGUCACCUUAUGAAACAUUAAAUACUGAUGAAAUAUCAAAAUUAUCUCCUAAAACGCUCCCAAUAUCAUCUGAUCAAACUGUACCAACGUUAUCAAGCCCAGUUGCUUCAGCACAAUCGAAGCGGACAUCUACAUGGACAUCUUGGCUUUUCGGAUCUAAUUCAGAUGAGAAAGAAAAAGAAUCAAAAUUCAAAAAACCGAAAGCUGAAAAAGUUCAAAAAGCUGAUGGUGAUAUCAAUGAGUCUGGUACCAAAGAAAAGUCAUCAAAAAUAAUCUCAUCAAUUUUUUCAUGGUCUUCUCAAAGUAGAGGAAAAUCCACUGAUGAACACGGAACUUCUAAUAUACUACUAUCUAAUACUUCAACCUCGUCUCAUAUAUCUGUACUAUCAAACAAAAAACCAAAGUACACAAAUUAUAAUCGUUUUCCUAUUCACGUAGAACGUGCCAUAUAUCGACUUUCUCACAUUAAAUUAGCAAAUCCUCGUCGUCCUUUGCAUGAACAAGUCUUAAUUUCUAACAUGAUGUUUUGGUAUCUUUCACUCAUUAAUAAACAACAAAUUGAAUAUGGAGUUGAAGGAAACCCUAAUGCUGAAAAAGAGGCGCAAAAAGUAAAAAGUAAAGUCGGAAAGUAUAAUGUAGGUCGCAAACGAAGAAAAGGCGAAAAGAAAGGCUCAUCUGAUGCGAGACGGCGUGGUGCUGGUUCAAGUGCAGAAAUAGCAUUUAAAGCACCACAGUAUGAUAUACAGCAAAUUUCACUACAAUAUCUUACACCGCCAAUGUCUCCAACACAAGCAAAUUCACCAUAUACCAUAGACUUAGGCUAUUCAAAAGAAUUUGACGAUUAUGGUGAUUCAAAUCCGGACUAUUCGUAUGGAUAUGUCGAAGACGCUCAUGGUCACCGCAAAUAUUAUCAUUAUGGAGAUGGUUAUAUUUCCGAUGGAACAGAUGGUGGAUAUCUUGAUGAUCAAGAUAGUUCUAAUUUUGGUGUAGAGAGUAGUCACGUAGAAGGUCUAGUUUAUUAUGAUUCAGAAGUGGAGAAUGUUACAGUUGACAAUGUCUUGUCAUUGCCUAUUAAUUCAGAGCCCUCAUUUUGA
Dentiscutata erythropus is the source of this 1311-nucleotide messenger RNA. NCBI's taxonomy places the organism in Eukaryota, Fungi, Glomeromycota, Glomeromycetes, Diversisporales, Gigasporaceae. The record is from the annotation of a GenBank genome assembly.